ACCACCAGGUAUGUCCGCGUCACUUUUCACCAUCAGUUCGAGUGAGGCGUCGAUACUCGUUCGAAAUCAGCGAAAGAGAGAUGACGACAGAUUCUGCUUCCUUCUCCAAGUGUCGUUUCAAUCGGUGUAUAGCGACUCGCCGAUUCCUAACACGUGUAUGAAGAAAAUCCCCAGACUUUUGAAUGGCAUUCCACUGGGACCCGGCGUGAUGGCGCGUGAUCAAUUGGACAGCAUACGGUGGCGCUAUAUAGAAGGGGGAACCAAGCUGCACACAUUUAUCUCGGUUCCGAUGUUCGAAGAGGAGGCGGAGGAGAGCAAACGGUCGCUCAGAGACAGUCUCAUGAGGCAGUCUCAAGCGGUGUUCGGUGAUAUAACCGUCAAGGCGUCUGUGAUACUGUCUCACUGCAUCAACUAUGAUGACGACAUCAUCCUCAACGACAUUGCCGUGCCUUUAGAAGAGGGUCUUCACUUCCGGGACUAGAUGGAAUACUUACGCUGAUUCUAAAUGGAAGCGGACCGCGCGCUCCAGUCUAAAGGAGGGCAGAGCCGUCCACUCAUGGACAACUAGCUUGUGCAAUGAAUAUUCGUUUUUUUUGGCGCUUAUUAAGCUUGCUAAUUUAUACCUUGUAUGUUAAGGUUAAUGUUUCGGCUAUUGUUUCGGUUAUGGUGAGUUUUUUAUCCAAACAUUUUAUAGUUUCUUUUAUUAAGAUAAAUCAUAGAUUGAUUUAAUAAAGUGAUGAAAAUAUAUUAAUGUAAGGGUAAGCCAGACUUACUCUUGAGGAAGUUCCAUUUAUAUAUAUGUAUUUAUGUAUUUACAUUUAUAUUUAGCAAUUGUUUCUUUAUUUUUUGUUCAUUUUGUUUCGACUGCAUGAAUCGUUGAUAAACUAUUUUAGGAUUCCCAUGUUACAUUUAUGGGUUGUUCCAAAUACGUUUUUUACCCAAUACAUGUAUUAUGUUUCCUUGAAAUCAAGC
Dreissena polymorpha is the source of this 972-nucleotide messenger RNA. RefSeq lists its product as uncharacterized. Bases 11 to 481 code for a protein of 156 amino acids. The transcript has a single exon. Lineage: Eukaryota; Metazoa; Mollusca; Bivalvia; Myida; Dreissenidae. The record is from RefSeq and is a predicted model, not a curated record.